Bursaphelenchus xylophilus (pine wood nematode) is the source of this 1864-nucleotide messenger RNA. Lineage: Eukaryota; Metazoa; Nematoda; Chromadorea; Rhabditida; Aphelenchoididae. The record is from the annotation of a GenBank genome assembly.
AUGAACUCGAAAGUGGCCGGUCAUGAGAAUACAGUAAGGCUGUUGGGAUACCAUUGUAGCGCUAUGCAUUUUAGGGGUUCGAGAAGACAGUGAUUGUAGUUCUGUUGGGGUUACUGCAGUUGCCAUGACCUCAGAUCGUGCUGGGGAUUCACCUAACUUUGUUUCAUAUUGUGGGUCCUUUAUAAUACCCUUGAUUUUACCCUUAUCCCCCAUGUUGACAUGCACCGUUUACCCAACCCAUUGUGCCUCCGCUUCUCCAUUAUCGACCCCAGAUUCCAGUCGAAGUCUAUGAAAGGCGUCUUCUGUGUCCCGAUAUUUGGUAUUCAGAUUCCUUGACGACCCUUCUAAAUAGAUGACAACCUAAGGAGAUGCCACAUAAACGCGGGUUCAUUCUUUUUCUGGAGCUCUUCAUUCCGCCGAACUCCCAUCGAGAUUACUGUAACACCCGAUUUCGAAAGAGUACGGCCCGCGGAACGGGGGACGGGGAGAGAGCGAUAAGGGUUUUGAAACAGACCGUGACUCAUGCACGAGUAGUUAUUCCUCGCAAUUAUAUCAGUUAUGUGUUCGCCUGCGGCGUGAUUCUAUUUCUGGAAGUGCUAUCUGACAUUUGCAGGACAUGUUCGCCUCGAACGGGCUCAUGUUACCUGGCCUCUUUGAACCCUCGGUGUGCACUCCGACUAGUCCAACCAGCCUCAGCGGCGUUUUCAACAACUCUUUUACCCCUAUUGCUCAACCAGAUUACAACUCGACAUUACAAUUGCUACAGCUACAACUGAUUUGGCAGAAUUCUGAUCUCCUCAACAAUCUCCUCGGACCUUAUAAUCCUCCAAACGUAAGCUAAAAACAUCACUUUUAUUUACUCAUGAUUUACUUUCGUUAUAUUUAUGUCACCAAUUCCCGAUUCUAGGUGCCGCAGAUAAAAGCAGAACUGAUUCCUGAGAAAAUCUACCUUCCAAAGCCCAAACCUCUGUCCCCCAUCUCUCGGAAACGUCCAUCCUCAUCCAACCGAUCCUCAGAAACCCCGAGUCCAAGUUCAAUCCCAGCCAAAAAACACAAAAACAUCAGAAAAACCUUGGCUAUCGAUGCUGAAACCAACUCCCCCGUCUCUGGAAUGUACAUCAAAGACGCAUCGGAAGUGAGCAUCGACGAUCUCCAGAAGGCCUCAGAAUUGGAUGAAACUGCUUCUUGUGUCCACAUCUCAGAGGAGUCGAAGCGAAAGAUUGCUGAGAUCCCCAACGUGAUCGGGGACACCGUAUGUUCCUUGUGUAAAGUUAAGUUUGUGGACGUCUUCCGUCUAGCCAUGCAUCGAUGUCCUCGGAUUGUUCAUGAAGAAUAUCGCUGUCCCGAAUGCGACAAGGCAAGCGCUAUGAUAUUAUUUAUAUUACUUGUGGUUUGAAUUUGCCCGCCGCUCGCCCAAUUAAGUGUAAUUUGGAUAUUUAACAAGACUGGCCGAGUAUGCGGUAAAGUCAAUCUGGGCGCCCAUAAUUGGUGUACGAUUCGGUUGACAGCCGCUUGCCGACAAAGGGCGCGCGAUGUUGUCUUCGUAGCUGCGGGGGUCCCGCGUCUCGAGAGCUGCACGUCCUCUGGAUAAACACUUGGCGCCUUUCGGCGUCUUGAACAGUGGCCUCAUGCGGUGCCCGCACUUGACAUGUCCCCAACUUUGAAUCACCGCCGAGAACAAACAACUCUAAUCCUCCCAUUGCAGGUGUUCAGUUGUCCCGCCAACUUGGCCUCUCAUCGCCGUUGGCAUCGGCCCAAGACCAAUGUCGACUCGCAGUCCACCACUUCUGAAUCCUCCAAAAGAUCUCCAACCCCGGCCUUGAUCUCUCUCGGAUUCUCCACUGAUUCUCUCGCUUUAUGUUAA